AUGCGACAAGUGCUGCUGCCGCCGCUAGUGCUGCUGCUCUUAGGGCUCGAGGCAUCCGCCUCAGCCUGGGGGCCGCGGAAAUUCACCACUCUAGUCACCUUCGGGGAUAGCUACACCGACGAUACACGGUUUGCCUACUUUUCCACACACAAUGACUCCGCUCCUCCGGUAGGAUGGGUUGAACCAGACGCCAACAUCUCCUCCUCAGGCGGCCCAACCUGGCCGCACUACGUCUCGACCUUCCACGGCGCCACCAAAAACCGGUACAACUACGCCGUCGCGGGCGCCACCUGCUCCAACGAGAUCGUCGCGCGCGCCUACGACCCCACGGCGGGCUACCUGUUCCCCUCCGUGCUGGACUACGAGGUGCCCGCCUUCGCCGCGGACGCCGCGGCCUACACCGACCCUCCCACCAACAAAUGGUUCCUGGACAUUUCCGCCGACGAAACCGUCUACGCCAUCUGGAUCGGCACCAACGAUCUGGGGAACAAUGCCUUCCUCACGGACUCGCAGCUGAACAAUGCCACGCUGGUGGAUUAUCUGGACUGUGUGUAUCGUGCGCUGGAUGGGGUCAGCAGCAGAGCAGCGAAGUACUUCGUGAUCAUGAAUGUGGUGCCGUUGCAGCUGGCGCCGCUGUACGCGACCCCCGAAAACGGCGGGGUCGGGCCGAAUAAUUACUGGAAGGAUAAGCCGGCGAAUCUGACGGAGAUCAGUGGCCGCAUGGAGGGCCAGGUCGUCCUGGUGAACGAGGCGUUUCGGUAUCGGACGCCCGUCGAGGUGUUGGUGAAGAAGCGGUGGCCCGGGGUGCAGGUGGCCGUUUUUGAUGUUUAUUCUUUGAUUUCGGAGAUCUAUUACAACCCUACACAGUAUCUGAAUGGGAGUGCGCCGGCGAAUGUCACCGGGUUCGAGUAUCAUUGCAAUAUCAAUGGGACGGACUGUACCAAGUCGGACAGCCCGGAUUCGUUCCUGUGGUUUGAUCAGCUGCAUCCGUCGGCGCGGACGGAUCAGAUCAUCGCAGAGGAGUUUAUCAAGGUGGUGAGCGGGGAGAGUCGCUUUGCUGAGUAUUGGUCGUGA
Messenger RNA from Aspergillus brunneoviolaceus CBS 621.78, 1074 nucleotides. RefSeq names its product SGNH/GDSL hydrolase family protein. Lineage: Eukaryota; Fungi; Ascomycota; Eurotiomycetes; Eurotiales; Aspergillaceae. The coding region runs from base 1 to 1074 and encodes 357 amino acids. The record is from RefSeq and is a predicted model, not a curated record. The transcript is spliced from 4 exons. Gene Ontology annotation, molecular function: hydrolase activity, acting on ester bonds.